GAAUUCACCAACUUGGUUACACAGGUAGAGGGAUCUGAAACGCGAACAGAUGUUAAAAUUCGUGUUAAUCGCAGUUUUCGUGCUUUACGGAUUUUCACACACUUCAGAAGCUUGUGAAAAUCCUAAAUUAGCGCUAAAUAAUGUACAAUUAAGAAAUCCAAUUCGACGAACAGACAUGUGUCCUCCUGAAACUGAAGACCAGCUCAACAGUUUGAAACAAGUUGCGCAGAAGUUCACGUGGAUGCUGGGAUAUUGCUUAUUUGAUAAAAAUUUUAAAAAAGAAGAAGAAAAAGUAUGCAAAUUUGAUUUGAAGCCUAUAUUUAAAGCACACGAGGACUCAGAAAAAUGCGGUUUGAAAAAAAAACAUUGGUUGCGUUAUUUCGGAUACUUUUAUUGCGGGAAAAAUGAUGACAUGAGACGACUAUUGGAAGCAAAGACCAAACAGGACAUGAGAAAUUACGUAAAAAUUGACCUACCGAAAGAUCUGAACAUGUUCGACGUUUGUUUUGAUAAGUACAAACACGAGACAAUUUACACAACUCAUAAAAUUCUGAACCUACCAGCUUACGUACGCACUCCAGAAUUAGAGCAAGAAUCCAACUGCGACUGCGUAACAGAAAUCAGCACCGACCCUUUCUACAUGAAACAAGAAGUUUUCCUUAAAUUGAGAGAUCGUUAUAAAUUAGAAGAAAGGAUAUCUUCAGACAGCCACUUCAAAGUGGUACCUCAUUAUAUAGUUCCUCCUCUGCAUUUUGCUGAUCGUACAUGGAAAAGAGCUACUAAUCACUUCAUCAACACAGCACCUCUUCGGGAUAAACUAGUUCCUCUAAUGGAUAUCAUAGACCAAGGAAUAAAACGAGCUGCGAUCAGCGUGUUUAGAGCAACCAAACUCGAAGAAUUACUCAUUUUUACCACAAUAAUAAAGAUUCCAAAUACCAAGUAUCCCGGAGCAUUCGUCAAUUGGUGGAAAAAAAAGGAUAAAAAAAUAGAAAAACACCUAUUCAAGCAAAAUAUUUGGUGUAAAUUGGUAGUUAAUAAGGAACAAAAACAAGGUAUUUUUAUUUAUGUUCAUAAUACGCGUGAAAAACCAAAAGAAAGUGAAAAAAGAUGCAGAAGUGAUUUGAUGAAGGAGUGCAAUUUCAAGACGUGGGCCUAUAGCACGACUUCAUGCGAGGCUAGCACGAGCACGGGUAUCCCUAACGGCACCGAGAUUGAUUUUGAAUACGCAUACUGUUGUGAAGCGUCCAUGGCAGAUGCCCUGGACAUGUUUGAUUCGAAUUUGCUCAUGGUUGAUUUUUUAAAUAUCGAUUCAAUAAUAAAUCCAGUGGAAUAAUUGAUCUCAAGAAAGAUCGUAGUCCAUAUUGAGAAAAUAUGCGCAAAUUUGAUUAAAUUUAUACAAUUUCUUCCACAUUAAGACUUUUGUGAGCUACAUCUAGUUAUUCUUUUUGUAAUAUAACUCUAAAAGGGGGCUAUCACUCACCCCC
This is a messenger RNA of Planococcus citri (citrus mealybug), 1484 nucleotides long. RefSeq lists its product as uncharacterized. The transcript has 5 exons. Bases 50 to 1333 code for a protein of 427 amino acids. The record is from RefSeq and is a predicted model, not a curated record. Lineage: Eukaryota; Metazoa; Arthropoda; Insecta; Hemiptera; Pseudococcidae.